Molecule: messenger RNA, 592 nt
Organism: Pelobates cultripes (western spadefoot toad)
Lineage: Eukaryota; Metazoa; Chordata; Amphibia; Anura; Pelobatidae
Source: the annotation of a GenBank genome assembly
AUGGCUGCAGGGAAACAUACUGUUGGAGGAACCAGGAACCUUGUCAGUUUAUCACAACUCACGCAUACACCUAAGCAACUUUCUGAUUGUGAACCAAAGGUUCAGAAUCUGAUAGUGCAACAAGCCCAGCAGACAGACCGCAAAAUGAAAGAGAUGAUGGGUGUUGAUACAGCGCAUCUAUCCUGGGAGUGUUCUCUGUCUGCUUUUUUGUGUGCUUACCGGGGAGUGCUGCAGAAAUCCAUUGGUUUCUUCCCCUUACAACUACUACAUGAGCGCCGUGGGUGUGGUUUAAGGGAUGUUACCAGAGAUCGAUGGGGAAUUGAAACAGGCAAAUCAGGCAUGUUUGAGGAUGUAGCUGUGGUUUGGACUGAUCACAACCUGCUGCAGGUGACAGGUAACACUGAUAAACUGCUCCAUUGGAGCCCUAUCCUCCAACAACGGUAUAAUUUCACUGCCCAGCACAAAAAGGGCAGAUGGCCUGUCUCGGCAACUAGAGGGUUAAUGGUAGACAGAUAAAUCAGCCUGUGGCUGAAUUUUUCUGUCCACCAUCUUAAGGGGGAGGUGUCAUGCCAAAAGCAUGAGUUGGUGUUUG